Molecule: messenger RNA, 3795 nt
Organism: Polyodon spathula (Mississippi paddlefish)
Lineage: Eukaryota; Metazoa; Chordata; Actinopteri; Acipenseriformes; Polyodontidae
Product: leukotriene B4 receptor 1-like
Exons: 1
Coding region: 204-1214 (336 amino acids)
Biological process (GO): complement receptor mediated signaling pathway; positive regulation of cytosolic calcium ion concentration; phospholipase C-activating G protein-coupled receptor signaling pathway
Cellular component (GO): plasma membrane
Molecular function (GO): G protein-coupled receptor activity; complement receptor activity
Source: RefSeq, a predicted model, not a curated record
CACCAUACCGCUUCUGCAAAAAGUAAGAUAUGAGUCAGAGGAAAUGCAUCUGUAUAUUUCCGUUUUAAAAAAAAAGGUGGUAUAUGAAUCCUCUGCUACUUAAAAAAACAAAAAAACCAUCUAUUCAUUGCAAGGAAAGUUAAAACCCUUCCACUCUGUUAGGUGAUCACUAGCUAUUUUAGUGAGCACUGCCUGGCUUCACCAUGGUUCUGUAUAACGAUACCCUUGGUUUGAACCGGACCUCCUGGCUUGGAAACUCCCUAGCCCCAAGCCUUGUCCUGGGAACUUGUUUUCUGGUGGGGGUCCCAGGGAACUCAAUGGUCAUCUGGGCUAUCCUAUCUCAGGUACGGAGACCCACCUUCACUGUAAAGCUCAUGCUAAACCUGGCUGUCACAGAUAUUCUGACUCUGAUCACCCUGCCACUGUGGAUUUACGCCUUGGCUGACACCUGGAUCUAUGGAAUCACCUUCUGCAAGUUUCUCUCCUACCUGAUUUACUCCACCAUGUACGCCAGUGUCUUCUCUGUGAUGAUGAUGAGUGUUCAUCGCUACGUGGUCGUGCUUUAUCCACUGUGCAAACAGAAGCUCAGAGGUAGGAAGGGCGAAAGGACCUUGUUGUCCUCAGUGUGGCUCCUUGCUGGCCUCUUUGCUAUUCCUGUUCUUGGAAUUCGAAAAGUGGAGGACAGGAAUGGACAGCAGAAGUGCUUAGCCACUGGAUACACGUCCUACAGUCAGAAAGCAGCCGUUCUGUUGCUGGAGACCCUAGUGGGUUUUGUUAUCCCAUGCAUGGCACUAGCUGUUUCAUACAUUCUCAUCAGCAGAAGAAUCAAGCAAACCUCUAUCCAGACAGGAAGGAGGCUGGGUAAGCUCAUCACAUGGAUUGUGGUUUCUUUUUUCAUCUUAUGGUUUCCCUACCAUGUGUUCAAUAUACUCACUAUUUCCAUCAGCUUAUUGAAAGCAAACUCCCAGUUGGAGAACACUGCACGUCUGGAAUCAUUUUCUGAGACAGGUACAAACUUCGCAGGGGCUCUAAGUUUUGUCAACAGCUGCCUCAACCCUUUUCUGUAUGCCUUCGCCUCUCGCAGUCUCUGCAGAGGAAUUAGGACUUCAACUCUAGUCAAACAGUUAGAACAGGUGUGUCAUUCCCACAUAGACAAAACCAGGGACACCCUUACCAUGGACUCCACCAGAUAUGUACCAAACAGACAAGGCUAAAUGAGAAACACUGAAAAGUGAAGCCAAUGUGUGUAGGGUUUCAUUUCAUACAGUUCAUUUGUGAAGUACGUUCCUACGCCACAGCACAGCAUCUUAAGAAGAACAGCAAACAACCCAGGCAGCACCUAAAAUCAGCUUUUUUGUUUCUCCAGCCUGCUUAAAGAAGGGUAUAGCCACAUUCACCUGAUUUGAAUGUUUAAAAACACUGUUAUAUAUGUAUCCUUUGUAUAUAUGCUGAUUAAACCAACAUUGAAUAGGCACAAUAAAUGCUGACUCCUCGAUUUCAUAAUUUUAACUUUGAGUCGGUCUGUUUAGGUUUGUUUGAACCACAUGACUUGCCGUUUGAUUGUUGUCUGUCAGUCUUGUCUUCGAAUAACAUGCUUAACAUAACAAAACAGAUUUGCAGUUGUUUGAUCAGAAAAGCCUCGCGGUUUUUAAAACAUUUAUAAUAAACAAAUAAAAUUACGAAUAAUUAAUUACUUAAAAACCCCACUUACCUCACUUGCUACAAUUAAAUUGAAGCUGUGCGGCACGAAAGACAUGUUUAUUCUCUUCCAAAGAAACAUGUUAUAUAUUCAAUUAUCUAACCUACAGGUUUGACAGUUUGUAAAAUCAAAAACACAGAACUUGAUUGAGCCUUUUUUUUAUCAGACCGUUCAGGAGUUAACCAAAGUUUAACAAAGAAUAGUCCAGGUUGACAAAGGUUACCAUUUCAAAUUCCACACAGGACAACAUGACAACAAAUGAACAUUGAAUGAGGUAGAAAGCACUUUCCCUUUUACCCAGAGAACGGUAAACGAGAAUUUCAGUUCAGAGAUUUAUACCUAGUUUACUAGGUGAGAUUGUAUCAUAUUUACCUGUGGGGGCAAGCAAUAAUCAAUGAGAUGCUGCAGCAGCGUAUCAGCUCCAAUAACAGCAAUAAUGAACUUGUCAGAGUGUCAUUUUCACAGGAUUUAUAAUUCCUUUGGGAGUGCCUUUAAAUUGCCAGUGUUUGUCAUAAUGUUCCUGGUCCAAUAUCACACUGGUUCUGAUAAGGCACUGCAGUGGAUUACCAGUUUGUGUUGUGCAAACCAGUCUAAAAAUAAGAAAGUGUCCUCAUUGUGGUAACAAUGUUUUUUUUUUUUAUCGCUGUAGCUCCCCUUGUGUUACCGUUGCAUUAAGCAACGCGAAGGUUCAGGCAGGCACCUCACUAACCUUACUAUAUAAAUAUUGUAUUAGUGCUGUCUAGUCUGCUUUAAUAAAUAUUCUAUUGCAUGGAUUUACUGACUGAACUCCUUACAGUGCAACUGCAUUGCUCCCUAAGAUCACUGGGUUUCAAAGCACAUGGGAAAAGUAGCUGUAGAGCAAAGGUGAAUUAGGUAUGUAGUUCCCCCCCGUUCUCGUCAUAGCCCCUGUAAGUGAUGCAUAGCACGCCUUCUUUACCUUGCACAACACUUCAAGAGACAGGACACGUUACAGAUUCAUGACACUUUUUUUUAUUGUUGUUGUCUGGUUCUGGACAGACGACUCUGUGGAGGAAGGAUGGGAGGCACUGUAAAGUGUUAACAGUGCCAGUAAAGGCUGAGCAGGGUCAGGGUUUCUCAGCCAUGGCUUACAAAAACAGGGGUGGGAUGCUCCAGUCACUGGGUACCACACUGCCACCAGCAAGAGUAGAUCGAUAGGCAAAGGAAAAUAAAGUGGCUUAGUGGAGCAUUGUCAUCCCAGCCAGCGAGUGGAUUGGUGCGCAGCUCAGAUGUGACCUGCAUGCCUGCCUGCCUUCCAGACAGAUAAAUAUGCCUCUCAAACUGGUCUGCUGUGACCCCAGCAAAGGGAUUCAUGGGUAACUCAGAACCUCGGGCUAGCAGGGGUCUAUUAACUUAAUGGGCUGUUAAGUUGAUGGAGCUGUGGCAGGGUUUGAUGUUGGGUUACAACAGGCAAAAGUGCUACAAAAUGAACUCAAUUAUGACAUCAUACCUUCAAAAAGCAAUGCCUUCAAUUAUGAAGUGACCCCAAUCAGGAAUCUGUAAACCCCCCCACUUCGCUGUUGCUCUGGAUGCAGUUUCAUUAUUUUUUUUUUUUUUUUCAUCACCAGAGCUAAGAGAUACUGUGGAAAUGAUUCAUUCCACUUAAUUAGAACCUUUUAAUUAGCACAGAGAUUUUUUUAAUUAAAACAGUCCCCUGACAAUGCAGAUCGCUGACGUCUAUAAUAAUUGUCUGUCACAGUACGAACUUUUCUUUGCUCUCCCUCCCUCCGCUCCAGGAUUUCAGGUGGUCUCCAUGCGCCAUCAUAUUAACAAGAGCCAGAGAACAGAAUCCCACCUCUGCUCAGCGUCACUUAAAAUCACCUCUGAAAAAUAAUUUUCUUUUCUUUUUUUUCUAUCUCAUUAGAUGAUAGUUUUUUAAAAAACCUUUCUUAUCAUCCAAGAAGAAAACAGCACUUCUAUAUACACGUGUCUGAAUUUUAAACACCCUUUGAUUAAUUUUCUCAUAGUAAUAACAACAACAACAACAAUAUAAUAAUUAGAAUAAUAAUCAAUAUCAUCUAAAAAGUACUUUUUUUUUCCCCCUCAUUGAAAUUGACCGGAAAAAAAAUGUAUGUGUG